AUAAAUUAAAAAUAGUAUUUAUGAAAGCCAAAAUUUUUUUAGGAGAAUAUGCUUAUUUAUAUAGAGGAAAUAUUGAUUUAAGAGAAUUGAAUGAAUAUAUCAAGACUUUAACAAGCAAAGCAUUUUUAAUUAAAUGGAAGGAUCAUGAAAAUGAUUUAAUCACAAUAUCAAAAAAGUCAGAUUUAGAAUAUUUUUAUAAAUAAUGGGCUCAAAAUUUGACUAUUAGUAAUUAAUCAUUUCGAUUAUAUGUUUUCGAAAUGCCUCAUAUGAUAUAAAAUGCUUAAAUUGGAUAAUUUUAAUCAUCAACUCAAAUUUAUUCUAAAAUGCUGAGUCCUUCUUAGAAAUAAUCAUGUAUCAAGUUUUAAUAGGGAAUUAAUUAGUUUACAUUUGGAUUUUAAAAAUAUGAAACAACUAAAAGUUAAGAAUAUCAGAAAGAGCAACCCUCAUAACCAAUAAAUCUACAGUCUAUAUAAGAAGUUUCAGGUUCAUCCAAAAAUAUUAGUAAUUAAAAUUUAGAUAAAACACAAAACAUUAGUCAAUAAACAAAUCAAGAUAUUAAAAAAUAGAGACUUGCAAUAGAUUUUAAUGAUAUUUAGGGUUAUGAUUUAUCCACCUAAAUAAAUAUGGAUAUGAAACAAAGUAUAAAUGCAAAAGAUUAUAUUGAAAUUAAAAAGCCAAAUGAUGAUGAUUAUGAUGAUGAUAACAAUGAUAAUGAUGAUGAAUUCAAUAAUGAAAAUAAUUUUAUUGAUGCCAAUAAUCUUUAUUGUGAUUAUUGUUCUGAUAAAAUACAAAAAAUUGACCAAUUUACAGCAAUUUAUGCUUGUCUAGUUUGUGAAGAUUUUCAGGUGUGUAAAAUUUGUUUCGAUUAAUAUUUAGAAUAAGUGCAUAUGCAUAAAUUAUAAGAAUAAUUUCUUCAAUGA
Messenger RNA from Paramecium sonneborni, 920 nucleotides. The record is from the annotation of a GenBank genome assembly. Lineage: Eukaryota; Ciliophora; Oligohymenophorea; Peniculida; Parameciidae.